Molecule: messenger RNA, 1908 nt
Organism: Peronospora matthiolae
Lineage: Eukaryota; Oomycota; Peronosporomycetes; Peronosporales; Peronosporaceae
Source: the annotation of a GenBank genome assembly
AUGUCGUCCAACAACACCUCGGCCAGUGUCUCCAUCGAUAAGUUCGAUGGGGACAACUACUCAACCUGGUGUCGCUACAUGCGCGGCGUGUUUCUGACGAAGUCAGUCUGGUACGUCGUGAACCGCGAAACGUCUCCAACCUUCACCGACACGCGAGCUUCCGAAGAGUACGUCAAGGCGAGCAACAUCGCGUUCGGGUUGAUGUUGCUCCACAUGGACGCCGACUACCACCAUGUGGUCGACAACUGUGAAGACGCAUGGACAGCGUGGUCGCGGUUGAAGAUGCUCUAUGGUGGGUCGCAGAAGGCGGGACGCAUCUACCUCAAGCGCCAGCUGUUCAGCAUCAAGAUGGCGGAAGGUGCCAACGUCUUGCACCAUUGCAACGAAGUCUUGAACAUCGGCGCCAAGCUCAGCAGCAUCGGUGCCAAGAUGGAAGACGAAGACAUUGCGAUCUGCUUGCUGCUCAGUCUCCCGAAGAGUUUCGAGAACGUGGUUCUGAACUUGGAGAUGAGCAAUGCAGAGCUGCGCACGCAAGAUGUGGUCAAGGUGCUGACUAACGAGCACAUCAAGCGACAAGGCGAGAAGAUGACAACGGCAACGACAAUGGUGAAGACUGAAGAUGCGACAAAGGCAUUCAGUACCGAGCGCAAGCCCUACCAAUGCACAUACUGCGGCAAGGUGGGGCACACGGCAGAGCGUUGCUGGACGAAGCAAAAGGAUGAAAGUCGAGGAGCCCAACGCGGCGGCAAUGGUCGUGGACGCGGGGCAAACAAUGUCCAGUGGCGACAUUAUGAUGAAGGCAACAGCUACGAUCGAGUGGCGUUUGCAGUUUCGUUCGAAUGCGGAGUUUCGACGAACAAGAAUGGACCAGGAAUGUGGGCCGUUGACAGCGGGGCAACACAUCACAUCUGCCACGACAAGUUCAAGUUUGCAAGCUUGGUCGAAGGCAAUGAUGGCGAGAUCCUGGUGGCUGAUGGCAACAAGGCGGCCAUCAAAGGUGUGGGGACCAUCGUGGAAAAGGUGAUUCUGCCAAACGGGGAAGAGCGCGAGAUCGAGAUCAAGAACGCGCUCUAUGUGCCCAGCAUGAGCAAAAAUCUGCUCUCGGUGCCGCAGAUUAACAAGCACGGCAACUUCCAAGUGGUGUUUGACGGGGAUACGAUGUACGUCGCUCGCAAGGAUUCCAAUCAAGUGGUGGCAGCUGCGGAUCUUGUAGACGGACUCUACUGGCUUCGCACGACGCAGCGAUCGGCCAAUGCGACAUCACUCAACAACGCUGUUGAUCUACAUGCGCGAAUGGGCCAUGCUCCAGUCGACGUACUUCGCAAGAUGGUGACAAGCCACAUGAUCAAGGACGCUCACAUCCCUUCCAAGCCGAAUGGAUCAAGUGUGUGUCGAGGAUGCCAAGAAGGGAAGAUGGUCCAAAAACCAUUCCCGAGCAACCGUGACAAGCGCACCUACAACACCUUCGAGAUGCUCCACUUCGACAUCUGCGGACCCAUGGAAGAAAAAUCUCUGGGUGGCAGCAAGUAUCUGCUGCUGAUCGUGGAUGAAGCCAGCGGAUGCAUGAAGGGUUUUUGUCUGCAUUCCAAGUCAGAGAGCGAAGAGUGCAUCAAGAAGUACAUCACGAUGAUACAGACGCAGUUCAACAAGAAGGUCAAAUUUGUGCGACACGAUGGAGCCCGCGAGUUUGCGACGAACUCGCUUCAAGAUUUCUACGAAGUCGAAGGCAUCGAGCAACAAACCACGGUGCCAUACGCACAUCAAGCCAAUGGAACUGCUGAACGCGCGAUUCGAACUAUCGUCACCAUCGGUCGUAGCAUGCUCCAUCAUGCCAAGUUGGACAAGUGCUUCUGGGCUGAAGCGGCAAUGACGGCCGUCUAUGUGAAGAACCGUUUUGUUGCAAUGUAG